This is a messenger RNA of Ooceraea biroi (clonal raider ant), 1876 nucleotides long. RefSeq names its product Glycine C-acetyltransferase (gene Gcat). Gene Ontology annotation, cellular component: mitochondrion. Gene Ontology annotation, biological process: L-threonine catabolic process; biosynthetic process. The record is from RefSeq and is a predicted model, not a curated record. Gene Ontology annotation, molecular function: pyridoxal phosphate binding; glycine C-acetyltransferase activity. NCBI's taxonomy places the organism in Eukaryota, Metazoa, Arthropoda, Insecta, Hymenoptera, Formicidae.
UAAAUGCAAAAAAUUGAUCACAGACAUUUAUCUUCUUUUUCAUUUUAGACGUUUAUUUUCUUUAUCUUUUAAAAGAAAUUGCGCAAUAGCGCAUAAUAGUCUGUGUGCUGCAAAGAAAUCUAUACUACUAUACAUCUAAAAAACUGGUUUGACUAGUUCUUGACUUAAUGAUUAAAUGUGUUUCUUUUUAGCUAUACUCAGUUAUCUGCUAGUAUUGCUAGAAGACAAAAGUAAGAAAGUCUUGUAGACAAUAUGUUCAGCAAUUUUAGAAAAAUCCCCAAAUUUCAAGAUACCAGAUGGAACGUUCGUCGCACAACAAGUUCUCUAAUUAAGUGCAUAGAACCCGAAUUGGCAGCAAUAGUGAAUGCUGGCACUUGGAAAAACGAACGUGUAAUCGCUUCGCCUCAACGAACGAGAAUCGUGCUGUCAAACGGCAAGGAGGCGCUCAACUUUUGCGCAAACAACUACCUGGGUCUAGCGGACAAUAAGGAUGUGAUUAACGCAGCGAAAGCUGCAUUGGACAAAUACGGAGCUGGUUUGAGUUCUGUGAGAUUUAUUUGUGGAACGCAGGACAUACACGUCGAAUUAGAAAGGAAAAUCUCGACGUUCCAUGGCAGAGAAGACACGAUACUUUAUGCAUCCUGCUUCGAUGCGAAUGCCGGUAUUUUUGAAACUCUUUUAACUGCUGAUGACGCAGUGCUGAGUGAUGAGCUAAAUCAUGCGUCUAUCAUCGACGGAAUACGCCUCUGUAAAGCGAAAAAAUACAGAUACAAGCACAGAGAUAUGACCGAUCUGGAGAGUAAACUUCAGGAGGCCAAAUCGGCACGUUUGCGUCUCAUCGCAACCGAUGGAGUAUUUUCCAUGGACGGUACCGUUGCACCAUUAUCGAAAAUAAUCGAGCUUGCCAAGAAGUAUGACGCCAUCACGUUCGUCGACGAUUGUCACGCUACUGGAUUUUUUGGUAAAACCGGCAGAGGUACAGAAGAAUAUUUUGGCCAUCUGGGAGGCAUUGACAUCAUUAACUCCACUUUGGGCAAGGCCCUCGGGGGAGCAGCAGGCGGUUACACGACUGGCAAGAAAGAAAUUGUCAGUUUAUUACGACAGAGAAGUAGACCAUAUCUGUUCUCGAAUUCGAUGCCUCCGCCAGUGGUCGCAUCAGCGAGUAAGGUAAUGGAUCUCAUAACGAACAGCACGAAGUUCUUGGACCGUUUAGCAGGCAACACGGAGCGCUUCAGAGAUGCGAUGAUCAAGGCUGGCUUUAUCGUCAGCGGUGAUAAUCACCCCAUUUGUCCUGUUAUGUUGGGCGACGCAAAACUGGCCACAACAUUUGCAGAUAAAAUGAUGGAGAAAGGCAUUUACGUUAUCGGAUUCAGCUAUCCCGUGGUACCAAAGGAUAAAGCAAGAAUACGCGUUCAAAUCAGCGCGGCGCAUUCGGCCGAGGAUAUAGAUCACGCCGUGAACGCUUUCACAGAAAUCGGGAAAGAGCUUGUGGUGAUCAGAUAAAGAUUUUCUCUUUCUAUGUUUCUGAUAAUACAAAUGUAAAAUAACGGGGAAUAACCAAUUUCGUUCUCAAUGUGUAUUCUAUCUCUCUCAUGAUACGUAUAAGUAUAUAAAUGUUCUCGAAGUAUAAACUAAUUUCGUAAUUGAUACAAACUAAGUAUCACAAGCAUGUAAUGUGCGCAAAUGCAAUAUCGAAUUUAUUAACAUGUGCAAUAACAAAUACCUGACCAAAGCGAUUUUAUAAAGCUACAGCUUUUUUUUAAUACAAAUUUGCAUCAAUUUCGGAGACAAUGCACGAGGUCCUGAGUGUAUAAAACUUGGAAAGUUGGAUGUAAAUUAUUAUAUUGUUAUUAAAUGUUAAUUACAUAGAUGCUAA